ACAAACAAAAUCCAGAAGAAAAUCAUUAAGUUUUGAAGAAUCAAGGAUGUGGAGAAAGCGAAGGAGUCCAAUAAUGAUAGGAGUAGUCCGAUCGAUCCUUCUCACAAGCCUGGUCAGCAUGGUCCAUGUUGUGGAAGUGAAUGGCCAAGCGGAGCCAUUCGACCAACGGGUCCCUGCAACGACGACGGCGGGGUAUCCAUCAGACAGUAUAAGCCCCACCAACCCAUCUCCCAGAUACCCGACUCCUAUUAUUAAUGAUCCGACUGCCCCCAAUUACGGCCUCAACUCGUCUUUCCCCGCGGGCAGUACUCUCAACCCGACCAAUAUCCCUGGGACUGCGACUGGCGUCACUUCGAGUCCGACGACUAACUCCUCAGCCAUCCCUCAUCCUCCCCUAGACCCCAACUCUUCUUCUUCUAGACCUCCUCCUAAUCAGAACCCUCCUCCCCCUCUUCCCGGCCCUUCUUCGCCUAACAAUAUUAAUCCCAACAACGCCGCGGCCUCGGUCGAUAAUAAUCAACAGACUCAGACGAUUGGUGGCGGCUUGAAGCCGGAGAUCUUGAUGGCUGUCGUGCUGGCUGGAUGUCUUGGGCUAGUGGUCCUGAUCCUGGGUGGAUUGUUCAUUUGGAGUCGGUGUGUCCGGCCCCGACUCCGAGCCGCAAACGCUAGUAACAAAGCAGAGAUUAGGAAUACUAGUAAUACUAAUGAUGAUGAUGAUGAUCAGAAGAAGAAGGAGGAUAAUAGGGUUGAGACUGCUGAUCGAGCUGCUAGCCAAGCUUCUUCCUCUGCUUCUCGUGAUGUUGGUAGCCCUAGUGCUAGUGCUGUUGGUACUGAUAGAGCUAAAGAAGACGGUCUUGAUCAGCCUGUUUCCACUUCUGUGUGAUUCGAGAAUAUAUAAGAGAUCCUUGUUUGGUUUGGGGGCGAAAAAUGUUUGUAGAAAUAUGUGCGAUAAUUUGGUUCCCCUUUCCUUGGUAUAUAUUGUACGGAAAAGAGAAUGUGAUUGAUGGGUUCAUCAGUUUUGGUUGAUGUUAACUCUUAUAG
Messenger RNA from Puccinia graminis f. sp. tritici CRL 75-36-700-3, 1041 nucleotides. RefSeq lists its product as uncharacterized. The coding region runs from base 47 to 883 and encodes 278 amino acids. Lineage: Eukaryota; Fungi; Basidiomycota; Pucciniomycetes; Pucciniales; Pucciniaceae. The transcript has 2 exons. The record is from RefSeq and is a predicted model, not a curated record.